Messenger RNA from Zerene cesonia (dogface butterfly), 1962 nucleotides. Its product is annotated as CD151 antigen-like. Gene Ontology annotation, cellular component: membrane. Lineage: Eukaryota; Metazoa; Arthropoda; Insecta; Lepidoptera; Pieridae. The coding region runs from base 472 to 1269 and encodes 265 amino acids. The record is from RefSeq and is a predicted model, not a curated record. The transcript has 10 exons.
CUGGUAUCUUUGAUAGAGAGUUCACGUGUUUUCGGUGAAUGGAAAUGAAAAUACGAUGACUUCGUAUCGUAAUGAAAACAUCGGGAUGUAAGGUUUUAUGUGUUUUAGAUGAUAUUAUAGAAAGUGAAGUUCUGUGGUAUAUGAACUUUUGAACUUUGAACUUUUUGGUUGAUAACGAUUAUAGGUUGACAAACAGUUGAUAACAUUUGACAUCUCACAUCACUAUUGUAUACCAGAUUCACCUCGUAGAUUUUAUAACUGUUUGAAGGUUAUCACCUAUAGCAACGGGCGACACAGUUACAAUACUUGGGUUUAAGAUUCCUGUGAAUUUCUGGAUCAAGCACCAUUCAUACAUUCACCUAUAUAUGAUCUGGGUCAGCGUUAGCCUUGCAUGAUGAGAUAGCCAAUAUCAACAAUUAGUAGUGUAAGGCAAUCUAUAAGGCUAAGAAAUAAUAAUAGCAUUAAAAUAUAAUGGCAAAUGAAAAGAAAGACGGUAAUGCACUCUUAGCAAAGAAAAAGAAAGUGAAGCCACGAAAAUCAAGAGAUGCCGAUUGUUGCAGUGUUAACUUCCUCAAGUGUGUUCUACAUAUUUUUAAUGUCCUGUUCCUGUUUGCAGGUGCCGGAGUGUUCAUAGUAGGCGCAUGGACGAUCGCGACUAGGCAUCGAUUCGUCCCACUUCUUCCAACGUUCACCUACCCAGCUAUCUCCUACUUAUUAUGUAUAGCUGGGGCUCUAGGUUUACCGCUUUGUGGUCUUGGCUGCUGUGGACUGAAGACUGAAAACAGAACUAGCUUGUUGUGUUACACCUAUUUCCUACUCAUCACGUUCAUCCUGGAGGUGGGUGCUGGUGGUCUAGCGUAUUACUAUGAAGUGGCAAUAGAGGAAGAACUACGCAAUGAGCUCAAUUCCACCUUCAUCACCAACUAUGCGCUGGAUACCGUGGUUACUGAUGCUGUAGAUACGAUGCAAGUAGAGUUUAAAUGCUGUGGUGCUGGCCGGUAUUCAGAUUGGCGCAAAAGCGCGUGGCAUGAGCAUGACCCGCGCCUGCUGGUGCCGGACUCGUGCUGCAAGACCGUCACGCCUCGCUGCGGGAUGAGGGACCACCCAUCGAAUAUAUACUACCAUGGUUGCGUCCACGAGUUCACAAAGCACAUCCGAGAUCAUCUCGUCAUCCUGGCGGCUGUGGGGGUCGGUAUGUCAGUCAUCCCAAUAUUCGGUUUCUUUUUUUCGUGUGUUUUGUACGUUAAAAUAAAACAUGUGAUUGACUGACCCCGGCCUAAGGCUACCGCCGCAAAAAAUCGUAAGGUUUUCGACAAAUCAGCGUCCGCCGGUGACCUGUCAAAACCGACCAAUCGGAACUCGUAUCGUGCACCGAAGUUUCCAGAAAGUUCUAGAACUAAGCGAACUGUCAGACGCACGCCAUGUCCACUACAUUCAAAUUCAGAAAAAAGCAACAUACCCAUAUCCACUAUUAGCGAUAAUGUUAGUAUAUAAAUAUAAAAACACUUUUAAACAUUGGGUUUGCGAUUAAACUGUUAGCACAACAUUCUUUUUGUAUGUAUAUUUUUCUAAUGUAAACAUUUUGUUACUAUAUUAAACUUAGCAUGUGGUAAUCCUAUUUAAGAAUUGAAUGUCUAAUGCUUGCAAAAUAAAAAUUAUGUACGUGUAGAGGUUAGGAACAAUGCAAUCGAAAUCAUAAUAGAUUUAGUUGUAAGAGAUGACGAAAUCUCAUGAAAUAUCAUCAAUUCAUACCUUGUGUUCAAUGAAUGUUAUAAUGUCAUAGAUAUAAAGUUGUUUGUGGUGUAGUGAACUAAAGUGUUAGUAGUAACUGUGAACGAAUUUAUAUUUUAAUAUAUAAGCAUGAGAUGUUACACUGAAAAUGUCAUAUAAAUGUAAAUGCAAAUAACUUUCUUAAACAAAAUUAAGAAACAAAUAUCUAUCUAUUUAUAAAAAAAAAAUAGC